Molecule: messenger RNA, 1855 nt
Organism: Halichondria panicea
Lineage: Eukaryota; Metazoa; Porifera; Demospongiae; Suberitida; Halichondriidae
Product: U3 small nucleolar ribonucleoprotein protein MPP10-like
Exons: 7
Coding region: 37-1803 (588 amino acids)
Biological process (GO): rRNA processing
Cellular component (GO): nucleus; sno(s)RNA-containing ribonucleoprotein complex; small-subunit processome
Source: RefSeq, a predicted model, not a curated record
GCCUUCAAACCACGUGGAAAGUGAAAAGUCAGAGCCAUGGAAGAAUUUGUUACUAAUUUUGAAGCGAGCCUCUCCAAUCCUCUCUCCUACUUGCAACCCUCGGAGCAGCUGAGGUCCUCUUGUGUGGAUGGAGCCAAGAAGCUAUUUGAUUUCUACAAGAGUUGGUCUGCAUGCUUCAAGACAAACGUUCCAACAGGUCCCCUGUCAGAGCUCUACACUGAUGGAUUCGACAAUGAGCAAGUUUGGGCUGAGAUAGAGCUAAUGAAUGAGCCAGUCCUCAAGAGCCUCAAGAAGCACAUCAAGAAGGCAUCCACCUGGACAACCCAGCCACCAUUGAAAACAGUCGCUACUAUUAAGAAACGUCGCAAGAUAAAGGCAACAGAAGUGGAAGUAGACACGAAUGGUGAUGUUGAUGAAAUAGAGGAAGAGCUGGACUCUGGUGAUGACAGUGUACGAGUUAAGAAGAGUACAGAAAAGAGAUCGAUUGUGGAUGACAGGUUCUUUAAGCUCGCUGAAAUGGAGAAGUUUCUGGAGCGCUCUGAACAACAGGAGAAUGAUGCUGUCAAUGAGUCUGGAUCAGGAUCAGAUGAUGAAGACGAUGUUGAUUUUUUCGCUGACCAAGACUCAGACAAUGCCUCAGGGGAACGCCCUCACUAUGACCAGUUCUUUGAUGCCCCAGAGCCUGGCGCUACUAAACCACCGCAAGGUAGCAAAGAACAAGAAGAUGUAGAAGACGAAAUUGGUGAUGAUGAGGCUAGUGAUGCUGGUGAAGGUGAGGAGGGGGGUUUUCCUAACGACGAACCAGAUGUCGAGGAUGAAAUUCCUGCUGUGGACAACACUGAAAUUAAAGAUGAGCCAUUGUCCACUUUUGAAAAGAAACAACUCAAGAUGAAAACAAGGAUAGAGGCGCUGGAGGCGGUGAACCUUGCACCCCGGGCCUGGCAGUUAGGGGGAGAGGCCAACGCUAAGAACAGACCUCUCAACAGCUUGUUAGCUGAGGACCUCUCAUUUGAUCACAUGACCCGGCCUGCCCCUGUCAUCACUGAGGAGACCACUGCAACUCUGGAGGACAUCAUCAAACAACGUAUACUUGACGAGGCUUGGGAUGAUGUCGGGCGUAAAAUAAAGCCCACUGAGAAGCCGUAUGAUUACUCAAGGUCGCAACCUUUGGACCAAGGGAAGAGCAAGCUCAGUUUAGCCGAGGUGUACGAACAAGAGUACCUGAAGCAGACUCAGGAGGAGGAUAUAAAGGAGGACGAUAGGCACACAGAUAUCAAAGAGUUAAUGAAGAAACUUUUUGUCAAACUAGAUGCUCUCUCUAACUUCCACUUCACCCCAAAACCACCCAAGGCUGAAGUUAAGAUAGUCCCCAACGUGCCAGCUAUUCAGAUGGAGGAAGUGGCACCCACUGCUGUCAGUGAGGCUGCUCGUGUAGCACCAGAGGAGAUACAGGCCAAGUCUCAACGUCCUCAAGUGGGAGAGACAGAGAGAACUGACACGGAUAGAAAACACGAUCGUCGAUUGAAAAAACGUCGAAAACGUCUCCAAAUAGCCGAGAAGAAUCAGCGCGAUAAAAUUGUUGCUAAACUGAGGCCAGGGCUGGGUAAUAAGUACACAAAGAAAUCACUGGAGAAGAAAUUGAAGGAUAAAGAACAACACGAGCUGGUUGAUAAGAGUUUGAAGAGCUCAUCGCGUUUCUUUGCCGCCCUACAGGAGGAGGUGAAGGAACAGGUCAAGAGUGCUAAGAAAGGACACGAAUCUGCUAGAGAGAGAACUACAUCUGCACAGCAGUAUAAGCUAUAAUUAUUCAUGUCAUGCAAUUGUCGUGUUACUAUUAUAACAGUGUUGCAAGCUG